AAGCCUUUAGUCAGUCACUCAGUGCAGCAUUACAUCAUCCGUUCCCACACCGAGUGAGGGCAAAAAUAGGGCAUUGUAAUAUUUAAGCGGCACCGCGACAGCCGACGCCCUCCGAGCUCUGCAUGAAGGAUGGUAGAGCGGACACGGUGCUCUUUGCGGGGGAUGAUGGCGUUUCCGUGAGCACAGCGGAGAGGAGAGGAGGAGGAGGGGAGGGGAGGGGACGGGGAAAGGAGGAUAGACGUCAGCAUCUGUGCGCCAGCUCCUUUGUGUUCAUCGCAGAAUGUGAAUGGCGAAAGAUGACAUGGCAGAGGUCGAUCUAGCAUCAAACGGAGCAGAACCCCCCCUGCCGCCCCCCUCGGCGUUCCCCUACGAGGAAUACGAAUGCAAAAUCUGCUACAAUUACUUCGACCUUGAUCGCCGGGCGCCAAAGAUUUUGGAGUGCCUGCACACGUUUUGCGAGGAGUGCCUCAACACUCUCCAUCUCCGGGAGGAGCGGCCAUGGCGCGUCAGCUGCCCCGUGUGUCGCCAUCGGACGCCGGUGCCGGAUUAUCGGAUCCAGAACCUUCCCAACAACACCAAGGUGACGGAGGAUUUCCCGCUCUACAUCGACUCCGACCCCCUGCCCCAGGACGCUUUGCCGCCGUACCCUCCCCCGCUGCACCCGGCUCUCGUCGCUCUCCGCCGAGAGGAGGCAUCGGGAGCGUCCGGCGGCAGCCACAACCAAACGACCCCGUCCACAACCGUGUCCACCGCCACGACCAUUUCCCAAGACUCGGUGCGCUAUGACAGCUGUCAAAGCUGCAAGAGGGUGGCUUUAACCACCGGCUGCGUGUGCGUAAUCUUCUCCUUCCUGUCCAUGCUGGUGCUGCUGUUCUUGGGCCUGAUCUUUGUCAACAGUCACGGCAUCCCCCCCCUCCCGGCGGGACCCAUUUGCUUAUCGGUGGCCAGCAUUCUGGCCAUGUUCUCCGUGGUGGUCACGUGGCUCAUGUGCUGGCUCAAAUACAGACCGGACCAUGAGACAGGCCGCUCAUCUACCACCGGUAACUCUCGGAGAAACGCCUGACUUGCUUUUGACUGUUCAUGUGAGCUUGUGUGGCUUUGUUGUCACGUACAGACUGACAUUCCCUUUUGCCCCUUUACCUUUUUUUUAAAUCAUCCUAAAUGGCCUUCUAGCAGUGUAGGAAAUACCCAUUUGGCUAUCCUGAUCCUGAAUGAUCUUUUCCCACAUCUUGGAAUGACAGUGUGACUUUAUUUGUAUGUAUUUGGACCACUACUCGCGGCUUCAACAUAUAUGGUUGAUUUGGCGACUGAAUGUGUGGUUCUUCUGUCCACCCAAACAUCACAAGCCUGUUAUAUAAUAUCAGAUGUUCACCCUACUUACUGUGUGAUAACUGCCCAUUGCAAACAAGUCAGAUAUUGGUUGGCUGUUAUGAGCUCUUUAUAAACACUUUUCACCCCCUCCAGCUUUAGUAAUUGUUGCUGCAGGAUGCCACUGCCCGCCCCCCACCUGCAAGGUUUCCUAUUUUCGAUAAAGCUUACUCAAUGAUCAAUUUUUUUUACACUCUACGUUAGUAUGUGCACAAUAGACUACUGAAAUGUCAAGACCGUGCUUUGUGAUGUAGCUUUUUUAAUAGGAGGGAUGUGUCUGUCCCUGACUCUUGUGCCUCACCUUGUUGCUCAGUGAAGCAACCUUGACUCCAAUCAUCGUGAUGUGCAGCCCCACUGCAACAAAGCAUCCACUGGGAUCGUUCGUAGAUAUUUCAGCAUUUAUACAUUGCAGCUUUAAAAUGUUUGCAACGUGAUGUUGCUUCAAUCUUAUUUAUUUCUUGUUUUUAAAAAUUUUUUUAGCCACCUUCAUUUUUAACCCUUUCAGGGACAGUGGUUACUACAGUGCACAGCCUAUCAUGUUAUCAGGUUCCAGGUUAUCAUUAUUGGCGCAUGAAAGGGUUAACAUGCCUCAAGUUCAUUCUGCUAGGCCAAACAUUACAAACAUGUCAUGACAAUUUGACGCAAAUUUACAUGUCCUGGGAUUGUCUGUCAUGAAUUGGACAGAGAUCUGUUUUAAAUUGUUGCUAUUACACAAUCAGUUAGAUGUAAUGUGAUACUCAAAAGCCAGGUAUUGCAUUUGAGGAUGAGGCACUGAAUAGUCAACGAGUUCCUUGCACUUAAGAGAUGGAAUACAUGUAGUGUAAUUCUAUGCUGAACACAUGACUAUCGACACGAAAACAUUUUAAUGUGGAACUUGUUACCUCGCCCCCAAAUCCUAAACUUCUGAAAUUCGUAUGGGACACAUAAGAAUCAAACUGAGCCCCGCUACAACUCCACACCCAACAUUGACUUCAAUUGUUCAACCUACCUUCUCCCAACACUUACUAUGAAGCACUUUCCCCCCGUUUUUUUCUACAAGCAAUGGGGUACAUUUUCGAAAGUUAGUAUAUUUCAUUUAUUUCCGAGGACCUAGAAGUUAUUGAUGGCUUUUCUGAGAAUAUGUCGUUGUUAAAGUACCAACAUUUGCACAGAGAAAUGCUCUUUAUGUUUUGUUUUGCAAACAUGAAUAUGAAUUUCAGGAAUAAAGCAAAGAUAAAUACGGA
This is a messenger RNA of Hippocampus zosterae (dwarf seahorse), 2591 nucleotides long. RefSeq names its product E3 ubiquitin-protein ligase RNF182. The record is from RefSeq and is a predicted model, not a curated record. Lineage: Eukaryota; Metazoa; Chordata; Actinopteri; Syngnathiformes; Syngnathidae. The transcript has a single exon. Bases 287 to 1063 code for a protein of 258 amino acids. Gene Ontology annotation, biological process: protein ubiquitination. Gene Ontology annotation, molecular function: ubiquitin protein ligase activity.